GAAAGGAUUGUUGACAAAAGGAAAAACAAAAAAGGGAAGACAGAGUACUUGGUUCGGUGGAAAGGCUAUGACAGCGAGGACGACACGUGGGAGCCAGAGCAGCACCUGGUGAACUGUGAGGAAUAUAUCCACGACUUCAACAGGCGCCACACCGAAAAGCAGAAAGAAAGCACACUAACCAGAACAAACAGGACCUCUCCGAACAAUGCUAGGAAACAAAUUUCCAGAUCCACCAACAGCAACUUUUCUAAGACCUCUCCCAAGUCGCUAGUGAUUGGCAAAGACCACGAGCCCAAAAGCAGCCAGUUGUUUGCUGCCAGCCAGAAGUUCAGGAAAAACACAGCACCAUCUCUCUCAAGCAGGAAGAAUAUGGACCUAGCAAAGUCAGGUAUCAAGAUACUUGUGCCUAAGAGCCCCAUUAAGAGCAGGACCGCGGUGGACGGCUUUCAGAACGAGAGCCCUGAGAAGCUGGACCCCGUCGAGCAGGGUCAGGAAGACACGGUGGCGCCUGAGGUGGCAGCGGAGAAGCCAGUCGGAGCUCUCUUGGGCCCCGGUGCGGAGCGGGCCAGGAUGGGGAGCAGGCCCCGGAUACACCCACUAGUGCCUCAGGUGCCUGGCCCUGUGACUGCAGCCAUGGCCACGGGCUUAGCCGUGAACGGGAAAGGAGUGACAGCCGGGAAAAGGAAAUUUAUUGACGACAGAAGAGACCAGCCUUUUGACAAGCGGUUGCGUUUCAGUGUGAGGCAAACAGAAAGUGCCUACAGAUACAGAGAUAUUGUCGUCAGGAAGCAGGAUGGCUUCACCCACAUCUUGUUAUCCACAAAAUCAUCAGAGAAUAACUCACUAAAUCCAGAGGUAAUGAAAGAAGUCCAGAGCGCCCUGACCACGGCGGCUGCCGACGACAGCAAGCUGGUUCUGCUCAGUGCAGUCGGCAGCGUUUUCUGUUGCGGGCUUGACUUUAUUUAUUUUAUACGGCGUUUAACAGAUGACAGAAAAAGAGAAAGCACUAAAAUGGCAGAAGCUAUCAGAAACUUCGUGAAUACUUUCAUUCAGUUUAAGAAGCCUAUUAUUGUAGCAGUAAAUGGCCCGGCCAUUGGACUAGGAGCAUCCAUAUUGCCUCUUUGUGAUGUGGUUUGGGCUAACGAAAAGGCUUGGUUUCAAACACCCUAUACUACCUUCGGACAGAGUCCAGAUGGCUGUUCUACCGUUAUGUUUCCCAAGAUUAUGGGAGGAGCAUCUGCAAAUGAAAUGUUGCUCAGCGGGCGCAAGCUGACCGCGCAGGAGGCGUGUGGCAAGGGCCUGGUCUCCCAGGUGUUCUGGCCCGGGACCUUCACCCAGGAAGUCAUGGUUCGAAUUAAGGAGCUUGCCUCAUGUAAUCCCGUUGUGCUCGAGGAAUCCAAAGCCCUUGUGCGCUGCAACAUGAAGCUGGAGCUGGAACAGGCCAACGAGAGGGAGUGCGAAGUGCUCAAGAAAAUCUGGGGCUCUGCUCAAGGGAUGGACUCCAUGUUAAAGUACUUGCAGAGGAAAAUCGAUGAGUUUUGAUGGCCAGGCCGCCUGCUGGUGACUUGGAAUCGGCUCCAAGUUGCCCUACAUCCUCAGCCUGAAACAAGUUCACUCGUUGCUCACGCUUGGAAGCAGGACUGGAAACAUCCAAGCUAUUUAUUAUCAAGGAGUUUUAAAGUACUGUAACUUUAAAAUAAAUAACUACAAAGCUUCUUUGUCCAAACGUCAUUGUUUUAUACUUACGUACACACAAGUAUAAAAGUAUAAUGUGAGCACUAGACUGCUCUUGGAAGCUCUUAUUUCUGUUUUCUUCGGCUAGUACUGUAUAAAAGACAGAGCUGUGUUUUAUUGGAUUUGGAUGACAGAAAAGUCUGGAAUAAUGUUCGUUUUCCUCAUUUUUUUCCUUCUAGAACACAGAAUCUAAAGGGGUAUUAACCAGCCUCACUGUUCCUGCCCCAAAUAGAGAUACAGAAAAAUUUGAGACAUUGCCUUUGUCUUCAAGAAGGUACAGAUACCUCAGAGAUGGAAAAUUCUAAAUCAGUAGUAAGACUUUUCUUUUAGGGUGCAUAUUUCUGAUGAAAAAAUCCACUGAUGAGCAUACCCCCAAACCAAACAUACACUUAGGAUUCGUGCUGAGAUAUCAGUUGAUUUCCCCUUUUUUUAAAUAUGUCCAGUUCUUACCCAGUUAACAUGAAGAAACCACUGUCUCUCUAGAAGAAAGCUUGUUUUGCAGUAUUAGUGAAUCACUGAAUAGCUUAAGUAUGAAUAUCUAAGUUAUAAGUUAGGCCUAGUGGGUUUUAAAUAGUUUUUCUGACCCUUUUGAAAAAUAACUACAUAAGUGCUUCUUGUUGCUGGGUGAGAAAUACUACUUUAUAUACAGUUUUGGUUUUCUAUUUGCAGAUAAUGAUUGAUGUAUUACACCAAAAUAAAGUAUUUUUAUGUUUAUAAAGUGUAAUUUUUAGGUUCACUUAGAAUAUAUUUUAUUUAAUAAGUUAAAAUUCUUUCGGCACACUAUUAAAUGAGAAACUCCUUUCAAAAAAAAAAGGAACUACCUUAUAUUUGACAUUUAAUGUUCUUGGUCUCUGCUAUGUCUGUACAAUAUACUGAGUACAGUAUGGUGUCCACGAGUGCCCUGUGUGAGUACACACGUGCAUUCCUUCCAGGAGUGGGUACUGAUUCCAGACUACAGAGGCCUGUUACUAGUUAGGCUUCUGAGCUUGCAAUCAUAUUGAAUGUAUGAAGAGCGAAAUAAAAUCAAAACCUUAUUUUUGUACAGUUUUGAAGUUUAUACUUAGAACUGACCACCUCCCCAGCCACGUGGAGAGCUGUACAGUGUGUAAAUCUGCCUUUACCUUGGAUUGAUUGGUACAGUAUUUUUGCAUUUGUGGGACCUACUUUUUUGUUCGGUAGUUUGAACUAUAUAUAAACUGUACAAUCUGUAAAGUUUUUAUAGAAUAAAUAUUCAGCUGUGAAAACUGGUUAAAUAAACUAAUAUUUCUUAACACA
Molecule: messenger RNA, 3009 nt
Organism: Propithecus coquereli (Coquerel's sifaka)
Lineage: Eukaryota; Metazoa; Chordata; Mammalia; Primates; Indriidae
Gene: CDYL
Product: chromodomain protein, Y-like
Exons: 6
Coding region: 370-1542 (390 amino acids)
Cellular component (GO): nucleus
Molecular function (GO): transcription corepressor activity
Source: RefSeq, a predicted model, not a curated record